AUGUCAUUCGGACGAGGAGCUCCGCGCGGUCGCGGCGGUGGUGGUUUCGGUGGUCGCGGCGGCGGCGGCCGUGGUGGCUUCCAGAACAGAGACAUGGGCCCGCCCGCGACAAUCCUUGAGAUGGGCAAGUUCAUGCACGCUUGCGAAGGCGAGAUGAUCUGCGAGAGCAUCAACCCCAAGGUUCCUCACUUCAACGCUCAGAUCUUCCUCGAGAACAAGACUGCCGUUGGCAAGGUCGACGAAGUCCUCGGACCCAUCAACCAGGUUUACUUCACCAUUAAGCCCUCCGAGGGUAUCCAGGCCACUUCCUUCAAGGAGGGCGACAAGUUCUACAUCGGAUCCGAGAAGCUCCUGCCAUUGGAGAAGUUCCUGCCCAAGCCUAAG
Molecule: messenger RNA, 384 nt
Organism: Colletotrichum acutatum
Lineage: Eukaryota; Fungi; Ascomycota; Sordariomycetes; Glomerellales; Glomerellaceae
Product: H/ACA ribonucleoprotein complex, subunit Gar1/Naf1
Exons: 4
Biological process (GO): snoRNA guided rRNA pseudouridine synthesis; ribosome biogenesis
Cellular component (GO): box H/ACA snoRNP complex
Molecular function (GO): box H/ACA snoRNA binding
Source: RefSeq, a predicted model, not a curated record